CCUUCGUCAAAGUGAUUGACGGAGAGGGAAUCAAGUAAUUAGCAAUCACCAUCAAUCGGCAUGGAUCAAGGACCAAUCAGUAGUUAAUGUCAUCAUUGUAAUUGAUAUUUCCGUUGUAAUUCUCUCUCUAUAUAAAGGGGCUAUGAAAUGAAAUGAGUAGACCAAUUCCAAUUGUCAUUUUACUUUUACAUGUUAUCAGCACGCUCAGAGUCAAUAGCCAAGAAAAAUUAUAGCUUCGAAAAAAAAAAUCCAAACCCUAGCAGAAUUUUUUUUCUUUCGGCCGCCACCAUAAAAAUAAAAAAAAUUAAAAAAUAAAAAAAUUCCCCGGCAGACCAUCUCACCGCGUGGCCUCCAGCCCACUGCCCCGCGCUGCCCACCAGCCUACUGCCCACUACCCCGCGCUACUGCAGCAGCUCCACAGAAACAGCAGCGCACGCCCAGCAGCAGCAGUACCACACUACCACAACCACCUUCGAUCCAGCCCAGCCCGCGCGUCUGCGUAGACCCCCCCUGCGCGCAGCACUCCCCGCCCUACCCAGCCCCGGCACCCCUGCCCUGCCUGCUGCUGCAGAUCCCAGACCCGGCUGCAUCACCUCGAUCCCGCAUCGAUCCCGCGCCUACAUCACCUGCCCGCCUGACAGCAAGCCUCGCGUGCAAGGCCUCUAGCCCACCAGCGUGACGCAGCAGACCUGCCGGAAAUUUUCCUUUGUACCCAACCCAUCUCCACACCAGAAAGAAAGGAAAGAAGACGCGAAGAAGAAUAAGAGGAGGAAGAAAAGGAGAAAAAGAAAAAACCAGAGGUGACCCGGCCAAAGAAAAGGACCGAAAAAAAAAAAAAAAGCAGGCCCAGAAAAGAAAAAGGGCGGGCCCAUAAAAUAAAAAGGUUCAGAAAAAAAAAAGAAAAGAAAAAAAGCCUUGUAGCCCAUUGCUGGAAAAAAAAAGAGGAAGCGGCCCAGUUUUUCUCAAGUCAAAAAACAUCGUUACACACGCCUGCAUCAACACGCGCGUGCGCUAGGAUUGUUUUAUUUUCUCGAAAUCAAAUGGCUGAUCCAACUCGACCUGAAUUUGACAUCUUGGACUCAGAAGGACUUGAGUACCAUCGUUGGGUUUCCGAUGUGGAAACUGCUUUUGUGGCAAAAGACUACACUGCCACCAUUACCGACCCCAAAGAUGAUGAACUAUCUAAUAAGGUGAAAGCAAAUGCCUUAAUGUUUCUGAGGCGACAUAUUGACCCUAGCCUACGCUGGGAGUACCUUCAGUUGAAGACACCCAAAGAACUGUGGGAUGCCCUUAAGGGAAGUUUUGGGAACAUUCAUGACACCUUGCUCCCAGAACUAACCGUUCAGUGGAAUGAAAUCCGCUUGCUUGACUAUAAAAGGGUCAAUGACUUCAACAAGGAUAUGUUGCGCCUAAAGGCACGUCUAAAUUUCUGUGGAAAGGAACUCACAGAAGAUGAUAUGAUCCAGAAGACUCUUUCUACUUUUCCUACUUCAGCAAUUAUACUAGCGAACCAGUAUAGGCUGGAGUAUGACAACAAAAGAAUCACAACAUUCAAUAAGCUGAUCAACCUACUGCAAGUGGCUGAGAGGCAUCAUGAGGUUCUUUUGAACAAUAAUGCAGGCCUGUUGGGACAAAGAAAAUUCCCGAGGCUAAUUAUGGCAAAGUGAAAGGUGGAAAGAACCCCAAUGCAAAGGGGGUUGGACGUGCUGAUCCCUACCCACGUGGCAACAAUGCACCACCUGGCAAGGGACGUGUGGGUCGUGAUAUGGGUCGUGGAGGCCCUCCCAAUGUAUGGCGCAGAGAUGGUGGUGCUAGCCCUAGUGGUCAUGGAAACCAGGUGCAAAGGGUACCUAAGAACCCUUCAGUCAAACAGGAUAGAGUUGGCAAUGAACCAUGCUAUAGGUGUGGAGUCAUUGGACAUUGGUACAAGAACUGCCAAGCAAGCAACAGAGUAGCAACCAAUUACAAGAGGUAUAGGGAGUCUAAAUAACAAGAGGCUCACUAUAUGGAAGAAGGAGGCCAUGACCCAGACGUCAACCUCACAAUUGCAGACUUUAAUGGCAACAAGGAACUUGCUCAGUCAACUGAUGCCCCAGAUUUUGACUGAUCUGCUUUAUUUAUUUUAUUUUCCAAAAACAGUUGUGAAGGCAUAAUGCCUCAUUUUUAAUUAGACUAUUACUUGGUCUUAAAGUUUAUUUCAAUAAUGGUUUGAUGAAUUAGAUUUCUGAACAAAGACCUUGAUUUGAU
Messenger RNA from Rosa rugosa (rugosa rose), 2247 nucleotides. RefSeq lists its product as uncharacterized. The record is from RefSeq and is a predicted model, not a curated record. Bases 1041 to 1667 code for a protein of 208 amino acids. Lineage: Eukaryota; Viridiplantae; Streptophyta; Magnoliopsida; Rosales; Rosaceae. The transcript is spliced from 2 exons.